AUGUAUACAAUUGCAGAGGAGGUUGGAUACGGGACAUUCGUAACAAUCCUCGAGCACCUCCGAGCAAGUCAAUUAAGGAAGGCCGCAGACGGUGACUACUCUGAUCUCCGCAAUCUGAUGUUGGAGACGAAGAGAAAUCCCUUGCAUGACCGAUUGCGACUCGGAGUCACGAGCCCGAGCUACUGUUUCAGACUCCCGAUGGAAUCGGCCAAGCAGAUUGUUCCGGUGAGUCACAUACGCACAGCGAACCGUCAAGCUGCGAUGGCAAGACCGUCCCCAGUGCGAAAUCUUCGAGAACUACACGCAGCAAUCGAGGGCAACGCUGUGGAAGGGUAUACUAUUUCCCACGAUGGUGAAAGACUGCUGAGUUUUCUGUGCCCGAAUUUCGGUACUCUGAUCGUGACGACGCGGCGGAUGUUGAGCCUCCUCCCCCAAGCCCAGAUGUUGCACGCAGAUGCAACUUACGAGACGGUGCCUCUAAGCUUCUGUCAGCAAUUAUUCUCAAUACACGGGAACUGGCAGGGCCAUGUCGCUAUGGCUCUUUGCGCUUUCAUGACGGAGUCUUCUGCCGACGCCUAUCGAGAGGUGUUCAAGAUCCUGAAGCGAGAAACGAAUGCCGACAUCCUACGGGCAUACAUGGGGGAUUUCGAUGCGGCUAUGCGGGCGGCGGUGCGCGCGGAGUUCCCCAACGCCCGGCUCUACGGGUGCCUAUUUCAUUACGCUCAGGCACUCGUCCGGCGCGCGAGCGGUCCCAAAGUCGGUCUAGCCGCCGACCUCAGGACACCAGGGGAAAUCUUGAAAAAGUUCGUCGCUCUGACAGCUCUCCCCCUUCUCCCGGCGAACGCAAUUCGACCGAUUUUCGCAGUGCUGUCUCAAGAAGCUCUGGAGGCCACCUCGAAGUUUGAACCGCUGCUGAGAUACAUGGAAGCUUAUUGGCUUGGUACAAUCGGUGCCAAUGAGCUCUCGCUUUUCGGAGCUCCGUGCAGAACCAACAACGGUGUCGAAUCCUUCCACGCGUUACUGAAAGCCGAAGUGAGGUCCCACCCCUCCGUAUGGAACUUAAUCGCCGCGUUGAACAAUAUUGCUCAGGAUAGUGCAAUCAAUGUCAGCAUACGCUUUGAUGGGAUCAGACGUGUGGCUUCUACGCCAAAUAGAGCUACAAAGGAGAACGAGAGGAUAAUAAGAGAGGCUUCGGGGCGACUUCGGAAUGGAAUGAUCCACGCGCGACAAUUCAUCGAUGACGUGAAGUACAGAGUCGGUGGAGCGGCAGUACGCCACGGACUUGCUGACGGCCACGGAAGCUUAACUGCCGAAGUCGCAGGAAACUGGGAUGAGUGGGUGAACGAGCGAGUCGCACUGCAGCCCAAACUCACUUCGGUCCCGACGUGGCCCCCGUUGGGCGAUCACGGGUAUGCUAAAGCUACAGCCAUCGGUGACAGAUUGAACCCUCAAAUCCCAGCUCUCACCGAUGAGAUAGGUAACGUAAUCGAGGAGGCUCUCUCGGGUCCACCGGAUCAAGUUCUCGUCGAAGUAUCGCGGCUGAUCGUCACUCGGAGAGACCUUGAAACUCUCGUCGGCUUCGAAUGGCUAAAUGAUGUCAUCAUCAACGUGUAUCUCAAUCUUAUCGUCGAACGGAGUAGAACGAGCUCGCAUCUGCCGAGAAUUUAUGCUUUCAACACUUUCUUCCUAAAGCUCUACAUGAGCGAUAUGGGUUACGAGGCCGUUCGCCAAUGGACUCGAGGAGACGACAUAUUCGGUCACGACAUGCUCCUCGUGCCUGUUCAUUCAAGAAUGCACUGGAGUAUGAUUGUCGUUGAUUUGAGACAGAAGCGUAUCGAACACAUGGAUUCGAUGAAUGGCCGCAACGAAGAGUGUCUCGAGGCCCUGCUAGAAUACUUGGCGCAUGAGCUCGCGGACAAGAAGAAGUGCCGAUUCGAUUGUCAUCAAUGGACUCGUGAGUACGUCCAAAACCUGCCUCAGCAGGAAAACGGAUAUGACUGCGGCGUGUUCGCAUUGAAGUUCGCCGACUACGGAGCAUUACGCGCGAGGAUCAACUUCAGUCAAAAAGACAUGCCUUAUUUCCGGCGACGGAUG
Molecule: messenger RNA, 2094 nt
Organism: Galendromus occidentalis (western predatory mite)
Lineage: Eukaryota; Metazoa; Arthropoda; Arachnida; Mesostigmata; Phytoseiidae
Exons: 5
Source: RefSeq, a predicted model, not a curated record